AUGUCUUCUGCCCUCGAUGACGAUGACCUGGCUCUAGCCAUCUCCGGACCACAAUCCGAACGCAAUGCCCGUGAUGUUCGUGAACGGGUGAAAAAGCGGAUCGGACAAUAUGACAUCGUCAAGACGUUGGGUGAAGGAUCGUUCGGAAAGGUCAAAUUGGCUACACAUCACGCGGACGGGAGCCUUGUCGCACUGAAGAUUAUCUCUCGACGGAAGCUGAAUGCUAGAGACAUGGCUGGUCGCAUCGAGCGAGAAAUCUCCUACCUGCAGUUACUACGGCAUCCGCACAUCAUCAAACUGUACACCGUCAUCACCACCCCCACCGACAUCAUCAUGGUGUUGGAGUAUGCCGGAGGGGAACUGUUCGAUUAUAUCGUGCAGCAUGGAAAGAUGCAAGAGGACAAGGCGAGGAAGUUCUUCCAGCAGAUCAUAUGCGCAGUGGAAUAUUGUCAUCGUCACAAGAUCGUCCACCGGGAUCUCAAGCCGGAGAAUUUACUCCUCGACGACCAGGCGAAUAUCAAAAUUGCCGAUUUCGGUCUGAGCAACAUCAUGACGGAUGGCAACUUUCUCAAGACCAGUUGUGGUAGUCCAAAUUAUGCCGCUCCUGAAGUCAUCAGUGGAAAGUUAUAUGCUGGACCGGAAGUGGAUGUCUGGAGCUGUGGUGUCAUUCUCUAUGUACUACUGGCUGGUCGUCUGCCGUUCGACGAUGAAUACAUCCCGGCACUCUUCAAGAAGAUUGCAACAGGCCACUAUUCCAUCCCACCAUACCUCUCAGAUGGCGCAAAGAAGCUCAUCAAAGAGAUGCUUCAGGUCAAUCCAAUGAACCGAAUCACCAUACAGGGCAUCCGAGAGAAUGCUUGGUUUCAGAAGAACUUGCCAGACUACCUCAAUGCGGCACCCGAAUACGCCGAAGCCAUUGAUCCGAAUCGGGCAAUCGUCCCUGAGAAGCUUGGUGAUCCUGAAGUCCAUCGGACAGUCAUCGGUCGACUCGGAAAGACCAUGGGUUAUGCUUUUGACGAUGUGCAAGCGGCGCUUCUGGCCGACGAGCCCAGUGCGAUCAAAGAUGCAUAUCUCAUCGUUCGCGAGAGUCAUGAUCAGAUGAAGGGCUUGCCCUCGGAUCAGCAUAAAUCAUUCAUGGAAGGAACGCCGCCGGCUGCGAGAGUGACUCCUGUAUCGACUGUCGCCAUCUUACCUUCUUCUCUACCAGAUUACCAUGCCGCUUAUAUGAAAGGCCACAUCGAUCGAUCACAGGUUCCAACGAUAAUCGAAGAUGACGAAUCGGGUCGGCCUCGGAGCGAAGAAGAAAAGGCGCGCAUGCGGAGUCUGUUGACGCCUCACAGCAAAAGCACGGCCAACCUGCGCAAUGCCGGCAAGCCCGACUCCAUGACGACUAUUCAACAAGAAAAGGAGAAGAGCGCCAAGAAACGCAAAGGACAGAAAUGGCAAUUUGGCAUCCGUAGUCGGAAUUCGCCGGCCGAAGCCAUGCUUGCAAUUUUCAAAGCGCUUCGUCGGAUGGGUGCGGAAUGGCAGGUUCCUACGAUUCGUGAUCCAGGGAUUCGCAGUGGCGAGGGCAGUCCGGAGCGACGGCCAGAGGAACGUGAGCCGAGUAACAGUCCGGAAUACAGUGAUUCAGACCCAGGACCGGGAUCUGACCCGGAGUACGCUACACACGAGGAGCAGGAACGGAGACGCGCCGAACGGCGAAGGAAUCAGCUCGGCGGCGGAGGUGGUGCUCGUGGUCGGGAUCGCCAUGGUCGCUGGAACGACUAUGGGUAUGAAAUCCCCGAAGACCCCUGGGUCAUCCACGCUCGCUUCCGCAAGAGCGGAAUGCUUCCUGUCGGCGCGCCUCACCCUACCUCUGCACACAGCUCGCAGGUGAACCUCCACGACCCCAAAGUCACCCCCGAACAUCUCACCUUUACCCCCUCCCAACCGGCCGACCCUGCUGCUGCCGGCAACCCCAACUCCAACAACAACGAACACGACCCCGACUCCGCCUAUGCCAGCGCCGCCGAAUCCGCCCCGGGCUUCCGCCAGCCGGAAUCCUGCUGGCUCUACGUCACCAUCCAACUCUACAGCAUCGAAUCCGGCGUCUACCUGGUCGACUUCAAAUGCGCCGGCUACGAGCGGCUGGUUCGGCGUUUCGCCCAAGUCGUCGCCUCCGAAAGCGGCACCCAUCUCACCUCGACAUCAUCUUCCAACAAUAACAACAUCGGCGGCGCCGGCGGCGUUUUGGUCGAUUCCAAAGGCAGGGAGUUUGUCGGCGCGGGCAGGACGAGCGAUGAGAAGGAUAUCACCAGUCCGUAUCCUUUCCUGGAUUUGGCGAGUCGGUUGAUCAUCCAGUUGGCCGAGGCCAACGAUUGA
Molecule: messenger RNA, 2364 nt
Organism: Dissoconium aciculare CBS 342.82
Lineage: Eukaryota; Fungi; Ascomycota; Dothideomycetes; Mycosphaerellales; Dissoconiaceae
Product: Pkinase-domain-containing protein
Exons: 4
Coding region: 1-2364 (787 amino acids)
Biological process (GO): intracellular signal transduction; protein phosphorylation
Cellular component (GO): cytoplasm
Molecular function (GO): ATP binding; protein serine/threonine kinase activity
Source: RefSeq, a predicted model, not a curated record